CUAUAUUUCAUCUAAACGUUUUUUCUUUUUUUAAACUAUAAAUAUACGCAUUCAUCUAGCAGCUUAUAUACAGAGAAAUAUUUCGCCUUUUGUGUUUCCGAGUCGAUUUUUAUAAAUUUCUGUUGUCACAUUUUAUUCCUAGCUGACUCACACUGGUGCUGCAAGGGCACCUGAUGUAAUUAAAGAUAUUUCACUGUAAACACUGGUUUUAUAUAGCAAUUAACAGAAUAUCAGAAACAGCAAAGAACUGUUUCCAUCAGAUACCUUGUCAAUAUUAAUCAUCUUUGAAAGACUAAAGGAAAAUGUUUAUAGAGAGCAUAUCUAACAACACUGCUUAUAUAAAUCCAUGGUGAAUUCCUGCUAAUAUCUCUUUAGAACUGAGAUGAAUAUCAGCAUUUGUCUUCUUCAAUUCCUGAAAAGUUUACAAACUGAUUUUGGAGUCUAAUUUUUCUUUUCCAUUUCAUAUAAUAUAUACAAAAUCAUUUCACAUACUUAUUUUGAAGUUGGAAGAAUUUAUAAAAGAGUUUGCAGCAUCUUCUGAUAUCACCAAAGGUCACAGUUGAGGGAGAUAUAAUAUCAAGAAUAUUUGGGAGGAAUAAAAUAUAAAACCAAAAAGAGAAUCGUUUGUAUAUUGUUGUAGGAAAAGGAAAAUUAUGGAGAACGAGGUUAAAUGUGAAAUACAGAAGAUUGACUUUUCUGAUGAUGUAAAGAAUGAGAAAGGUAGAAAAUCAUACCAUUGUGAUAUCUGUGGUAAAUCAUUUUCUACAAGUAGCAGCCUAACGAAACAUAAAGUUGUACAUACAGGGGAAAAACCAUAUCGCUGUGAUAUCUGUGGUAAAUCAUUCUCUCACAGUAGCAACUUGUCUAAGCAUAAAUCCGUUCAUACAGGAGAGAAACCAUAUCACUGUGAUAUCUGUGGUAAAUCAUUCUCUCACAAUGGUGCCUUAGCUAAACACAAAGCCAUUCAUACAGGAGAGAAGCCAUAUCACUGUGAUGUCUGUGGUAAAUCAUUUUAUCAAAGUGAUAAAUUAACUUACCACAUACGCAUUCAUACAGGGGAAAAGCCAUAUGUCUGUGAUGUCUGUGAUAAAUCAUUUGCUGUUAAUAGUUCCUUAACUCGACAUAAACUUAUUCAUACAAUGGAAAAUUCAUUUUCUGAUAAACCGUUCUCCAGCGGUGACAGUUUUGCUAAAUGCAUGCACAUUCGUGCAGGAGAGAAACAACAUCACUGUGAUAUCUGUGGUAAAUCAUUCUUUAAAAGUAAUGACUUAAAAAGACACAAAUAUGUCCAUACAGGAGAGAAGCCUUAUCAAUGUGACAUCUGUGAGAAAUCUUUCUCUCAGAAAUUUUGUUUAACUAAACACAAAUAUAUUCAUACAGGAGAGAAGCCAUAUCACUGUGAUAUCUGUGGUAAAUCAUUCUUUCAAAAUGAGCAGUUAACUAAACACAAACGUACUCAUACAGGUGAGAAGCCAUAUCAUUGUGAUAUCUGUGGUAAAUCAUUCUUUCAAAGAUGUGACUUAAGUAGACACAAAUAUACUCAUACAGAAGAGAAACCAUAUCAUUGUGAUAUCUGUGGUAAAUCCUUCUCUCAAAGUAGUGACUUAAGAAGGCACAAAUACACUCAUACAGGAGAGAAGCCAUAUCAUUGUGAUAUCUGUGGUAAAUCCUUCUCUCAACAAUUUUAUCUAAAUAAACACAAACGUAUUCACACAGGAGAAAAACCAUAUGAUUGCAAUAUCUGUGGGGAAUCUUUUUAUGAAGGAAGUCACCUGAUUAAGCACAAAUAUAUUCAUACAGGAGAAAAACCAUAUCACUGUGAUGUCUGUGGUAAAUCCUUCUUUGAUAGAAGCAGUUUAACUAUACACAUACGUGUUCAUACUGGUGAGAAACCAUAUCAUUGUAACGUCUGUGGCAAGUUUUUCUCCAAUAGAAAAAUUCUGAAUUAUCAUAAGCAUACUCACACAAAAGACAAACACCUGUGUGAUGUGUGUGGUAAAUCGUUGUCCAAUGCCCUUUGCUUAUCCCAUCACAAGGAUCUGCAUGCAGUUGAGAAACAAUAUCAUUGUGAUAUUUGUGAUAAAUCAUUCUCUCAGCGUAGUGGCUUAACUGUACACAAACGUGUUCAUACAGGGUAAAAAAUCAAUGUUAAUAUCACAGCAAUUUCUAAUGGGCCAUUCUCUGAAAAUGGUGACUUAACUAAACAUAAACUUAUUCAUACGGGAGGGAAGCCAUAUCACUGGGAUAUCUGAGAAAUCAUUCUCUCAAUGAUUUAACUAUACACAAAUGCACUCAUACAGGAAAAAAAGUCAUAUCCUUGUGAUAUCUGUGGUAAGACUUCUCUAACUUCUCAUAAAAAUUCUCAUACAGGAGAUCAAUGUUACUUGUGUGAUGUGUGUGGUAAAGCACUGUCUAAUGUCCGUUGCUUAACCCAACACGACGGUCUCCAUGCAGUUGAGAAACCAUAUCACUGUGAUAAAUCAUUCUCUCAAAGUUUGAGUAAACACAAGCACAUUCAUACAGGAUAAAAGCCCUAUCACUGCAAUAUCUGACCCAAACUUAUUCAUAAUGGAGAGUCAUUAUGGUCACUGCAAUAUCUGAUUGAUUAGUCACUAAUGGAAGCCAAAACUGUGUACCUUGAAUACGACUUUCUUUUAACAUCCUGAUAGACUCUCUCUACUCUAUUUCUCACACACACAUUUGUAUACAUGACAGCCUGUCUAACGAUGAUGAUGAUGAUGAUGAUGAUACGUCACACUCACACACACACAGACAUGUUAUAUCAAUAAAAUUUUCCA
Molecule: messenger RNA, 2798 nt
Organism: Octopus bimaculoides (California two-spot octopus)
Lineage: Eukaryota; Metazoa; Mollusca; Cephalopoda; Octopoda; Octopodidae
Biological process (GO): regulation of transcription by RNA polymerase II
Cellular component (GO): nucleus
Molecular function (GO): DNA-binding transcription activator activity, RNA polymerase II-specific; RNA polymerase II cis-regulatory region sequence-specific DNA binding
Source: RefSeq, a predicted model, not a curated record